Messenger RNA from Sinocyclocheilus grahami, 1887 nucleotides. RefSeq names its product integral membrane protein GPR137-like. The coding region runs from base 387 to 1505 and encodes 372 amino acids. Lineage: Eukaryota; Metazoa; Chordata; Actinopteri; Cypriniformes; Cyprinidae. The transcript is spliced from 8 exons. The record is from RefSeq and is a predicted model, not a curated record. Gene Ontology annotation, cellular component: lysosomal membrane. Gene Ontology annotation, biological process: positive regulation of TORC1 signaling.
AGGAGGAGGAAGGCGCAUGCACAGCUAGAUGAGUCGGUUUGAUAACGCAGUGCAUAAACAAGUGAUGAGGAGAAGGAUUUAUCGGAUUUGUUACGUCGACUACAUGGCUUAAGUCUAUUGUAAGGUGCGCAUCACAGAUUGAUCGAUACGAGGACCUCUGAGAGAUCACAUUUCAGUUUGAUCCUGGCUUCAGCAUGUGUGACAGAAUAUUACAUAGCAACUAAUGAUGAUUCACGCAUGCCUGAACAUGCAGGAGUUUUGUUUUCCCUUUGUGUUGAUAUGAUUUAUCUUGCCAUUUUACACCAGCUUUGUUUCAUUUUCUUUUAAAGCUUUGGUCUAUGCAUUGUAUUAUAUAAUUGUAAUCUUUUUUUACAUCCAUCAUCAUAAUGCACGCUCCGGUUCCACCUUCCCCCAUGAAACCAGCUGUGGCCCCAUCAGUGCAGCUGGGUGUCACAGUUCUUUACACUUGUCUUUAUGGGGGUCUGUUUUUAGUUGUGUAUGUUCAGCUUUGGUUGCUGUUACUCUACCGGCAUAAGCGAUGGAGUUACCAGAGUAUUUUUCUUUUUCUUUGCCUGUUCUGGGCAGCGCUUCGCACAACGCUCUUCUCGUUUUAUUUUCAUAAUGCCCUUGUGGCCAACCACCUGCCCACUCCAGUCUACUGGCUCCUUUACUGCUUCCCAGUGUGCUUGCAGUUCUUCACCCUGAGUCUCUUCAACCUUUACUUCACUCAGGAGUCGCUCAAAGUUAGAAGCGUGUUCAGCAUUGAGCCCAGGAAAGCACUAUGGGUGGCACGGUGUGUGUAUGCCACCAUGAGCGUCAUCUUCCUGUGUGUCAAUAUAGUUUGCGCAAGCCUCGGACAGCAUGGCGCUUCCGGUGGAGCUGGUGAAAACACGUGGAGCCUGGUUCUGGUUCGGGUGCUGGUUAAUGACCUACUGUUCAUUCUUGAAGCUGUGUGUCUGGCCACAUCUCUGCUCCUCUUAACUCGAUCCUCGCACCCUACCACUCCUUAUAUACGCAGUAAGGGGCUUUGUCGGACUGCGGUGCUGGGGGCAGGUGUCAUCUUGCUCUUCUCUAGCAGGGCGUGCUACAAUCUUGCUGUGCUGCUUUUGUCUCAGAAUCAUAAAGUGGAGGCCUUUGAUUAUGACUGGUACAACAUCUCUGAUCAGGCUGACCUUCAGAGUGAACUUGGAGACAGAGGCUACAUUAUCUUCGGAGCUGUUCUCUUCAUUUGGGAGCUGCUUCCUACCAGCCUGCUCGUUCUCAUCUUCAGAGUUCGCCAGCCUCCUCAAGAAAAGAACUGCAGCCCAGCGAUGUGCAACACACGAGGCUCACGCUCCUAUUUCUUUGACGAUCCUCGUGGAAUGGAUGACACGGGUUCUCUCUGGAGUCACAGUAUCAAUCCUCAUAGCAGCUGGUUUGGAUCCAGUGAGACGACUCCACUCCUCUUCAACAGGACUCAGCAGAGCAACCAGCACCACUCUCUUUACUCCACUCCACAGACCUGACCGCUAUGCAAAGCUGCAGAGAUCUUCUCUGACCAUCUCAGGCGAUAGUGCAGCAUUACCUCUUCCUGUUGAGUAGCUCAAUGGGUUUAUUUGCACUAAUACUCAUCAGAAGCAUCUGUACUUCUGAAGUUGCACCUUGACUUUUUAAAGCUGACCACAGUUAGACUAGAUGCUUGUGAUAAAAGGAACCAGUUGGCGGGUUUUUUAUAAGGAGGAGUUAUUACCACAUUUACCUUUUCAUCAUUUAUAAUGGUAACCUUAAAAUGUAUUAACAUAUUAUUUUUGUGCAGGAUGAUGAUAUUCUAUUUUAAGUGGUGCAAUAAUUUUGGUACUAAUCUUGUGCUCUGAUAUUUGUCAGUUUAUUUGAAUAAAAAACAAAUUU